Molecule: messenger RNA, 4386 nt
Organism: Magallana angulata
Lineage: Eukaryota; Metazoa; Mollusca; Bivalvia; Ostreida; Ostreidae
Exons: 6
Coding region: 608-3718 (1036 amino acids)
Cellular component (GO): cell periphery
Source: RefSeq, a predicted model, not a curated record
AGAGUAAGUCGCUGACGCCUUGGAAGAAUGAAAUUGUGAUAGACCAAGAGGUGUACCCCGGUGAGUCGAUAAAUCGAUAUAGAAGGUUUCCUGGUCGCGUUCUCAGGUAAAACGGGGGCCUCCUUAUACGAGUGAACGUCAUCUGAACGAGGCCGAGAUAAAUUUAAAACCGGAAUUCAUAAAAUUCUGUCAAAUCUACAAACCCCACCACAGGUACCUACCAUAAGGGGUGGAUAAGGAUGUGACGCAAAUUAGGAUUAGCCAAAAAUUGCACUUGCUACCAACAACAAUUUUUUCAACCGAAUUAUCAAUGUAUUUGAGGGUUGGCGGAUUUUAAAGUGGCCCUUUCUUCCGUAAAGUGCAUUGGUGUUUCAUUCAUUGAGGAAAGUGAAAUAAUAAUAUCAGAGGCCACCAAGAAUACAUCUGCCGUUUUUAGAAUUGUGUAAGUUCACAGUGAUUGGAGGCAAAGCGAGCGACGGUUCAGCGAGCGCGAUAACGCUUAAACAGAAAGUAUUCAAAAAUGGAAUCUAAUAAUACUGGCAGAGAAUGUUUAUGGAUUAGAAUGAUCAAACGCCAAAGAAACCAUGAAUGCUGGGAGAAGUAAGAAAUGAAACCACAGUCACCUUCAUCUUUUGUUUUCAUUGUUGUCUGGAUAUUUAUUUCCACACUUGAGUUGACAAAAUUCACAGAUGGCAGCUUUGUUCUUCACGUGCCUGUGGUAUAUGUGGCAUUCUCCGGUGACCUAAUCCUCAACUACACCAUUCCGUCAAAUGUCUCACUUCCAAAUGCCUUCCUUAGGAUUUUGGCAACCAUUGACAAUCACAACCAAAGGGAGAUCACCACAUUAGGCCUACCGUUUGGUGAAUCGUCUGGCAGCGUUAGUGUUCGAUGUGGAAUUCUCGAGAUCGCAGCAGUUCAUGUUGUACAACUUCAUUCUUACGCCGGUGGACCUAUUUUAACGAGUUCGUCUUUUCAAGUAGAUUGGCCUUCAUUCACAUUGAAAUUACCGCCAGACCACAUUGCGCAGACGCAGGCUGUGACGCUGACAUUCCUGUCGUCUGCAAAAUGCAAUCCUCUGUUAAAACGUUAUUCAUUUCAUAUUGAACUAGUCAAAGACCAAAAUGACAGCAUUAACAUUGCUCAAUCUACUGUGUAUCAUGUGACCACUAUAUCCGACAUUGUCUCUCCUCGUCAAGAUAUCCGUUACCCUUGCAAUAUUUUUGAUACCGCUGGAAAUUACAAGGCAAUACUCAGAAACAGUGUGAAUGCAUCUAGUAUAGUUUCACAAAGUGACGUCAUGACAGUCACUUGGAGUAAUGCAUACAGCGUAGAAAUCUAUUCAUCUUCCAUAUUUCCUUGUAUAGGGCAUAUAACAUUAGUGUACUCAUACCCGGAAUGCAUUGGCAAGAACGAUAAAAUUCGUUUGUACAAAUUAACGAGAAAAAGUGGUUCGAUUGCAGCACCCUACCAACGAAAUUAUAUUCAAGAGAAGAAUGUUGACCCCGAUAGAAAUAACAUUUUCUUUGACUGCUCUCUAUUCCAGAGUCAAGCCUCUGCUUACUUAUUUGAGUAUGUCAGCUUUUCGUCGACUGGCUUGAUAAAGAAACAGAAAGAGCUGUACAUAUCAACACACCCUGACUCAGAUAUACCAAUAGACGGAGGAUGGGGGCGUUGGUCGCCUUGGGGGUCGUGCAGCGUGACCUGUGGGACGGGGAAGGUCAGUCGCUCAAGGCUCUGCAACAACCCGACCCCUUUACAUGGGGGACGAUUCUGUGAAGGGGAGCCAAUAGAAUGGAAGCCCUGCUUUAACAGUUGUCCAGAACUGAUUCCGAAAACGCCUCUUCAUACCCUUUCCCUCAACAAAUCAUGCAUCUGCGGUUGUGAGAUCAAAUCAAAUCAAGGGGAGAUAAUCGCUACAGGGCGUUGUACGGGUCUCUCUCUGUGGCUUAUAUCUGCUACCAGCAAUCACCAAAUCACUCUGUCUUUCACGUACUUCAAUUUGUUCAAGCAAAAACAGUGGGUGAAAAUUCGCAACGGUGGAACGUCUAGUGCUGACCUUAUAGCCAAAAGUGGCGGCGAACUAGAUCUGAAGAAGGUUGUUUCAACCACUGGAACAAUGCUGAUAGAGUUUAUGACGCUGGUUGAGUCGUCUGCCAAUCUCUCUUACGUCAAUUCAUCGUCUGCUUCUUCCUCGGUUCUGACAUACCCUUCAGAAUUAAUUCAUGUUCAUGGAUUUAUAGCAUCUUACUACAUACAAGUGAAAAAUGAAUCAAGAUUCGUUGCAGCUGUGACCGUUACGGAACCCCCGUCAAAGGCAGGAAUCUGGCAGAGCACGGUGACUAUAGUGGGAAUAUCCCUCUGUGCCGUUAUCAUCGUGGUGGUUGUGAUCAUUGCAAUAUAUCAUAAAGUGUUUCGCAAAAAGACGCACAAGUAUUCUAUGACUAAACAAGAGGAAACCCCUGAACAUCUACCGAAAAGCACGAGCAUGCAUAGUACUCCAAGUCGCCAUAGCGCUUUAAGUCAGGGGAUAGAAAUAGACAUCGACAUGGAGAAACCGCUCACGGGAAAGAGUGCUCGAAAGAAGUAUAGGAAAGAUAGUGAAACUCACAUGUCACGUGGUUCGUCUAUUUCUAGUAACAGAAGCGGUCGUAGUAAAAACAAAAUAAAAAUCAAGGCUGACGUGGAGCCAGGAGGGAGUCCGAAACCCCCCUCCAGGCACUAUACACCUUUACCUAGUCCAUUAGUUCAUAAUGAUCUCAUUCAGGAAGAAGACAGUAAAACUUCUUUAUUUAAUGCAAGUCCGUUAUUAAAUAGGAAAAAUCGUUCACCAAAGAUUCAUCCCUCUCCAAGGUUUAAAAGACAAUCCAAUGGAGGAUCUCCUGUUAAAAGUAAACACGAACUUCUCAUACGUAAGAGAAAGGAUCGGCAAGUUAAGGAUAAAGGCGAGAAGAAGAAAGGUACUCCAGAGACUUUUGAAAAUAGGGCCAAAGAGAAAGUGAAACCACUGGCGACCCCGGACUCAGCCGGAUCCCUCACGCCUACACCCACCGUUCUAAAUGCAAUACCCUCCGUGGAAGGGCAAAAGGGUGUCGAAAAAGACUCAAAAGAAGAAGCGGCCGAGGGAAUAGAUUCAAAAGACGCCAUUGAGCUGAAAGACAUGUCAAAGGAGGACUUGGAGGCAAGAAAGCCCGGAUCUGGAACCUCGGACGAUUCUUGCACUCCCGAAAAAGGUGAAGUUUUCUUGCAACAAACGACUUCUUUUGUGCAAUCGCCCAGCAUAGAACUAAUCAAACUUCGCAGGCCCACAUCUCUGACUGAAAGUUAUAAAAAAUCUGUUUCGCUGCCGUCCAUUGAUAGAGUUAUGAAUAGUACGGAGAACAUUGUGAACGUGGAUCGACAGAAAGCUUUGCCAAAGCCAGACGGACAGAGCCCCAAAAGUCCGAGGCAGGAAAACUCCAAAACUUCUUCACCGAAAAGUGUUCAGGGCUCCAGUGUCAAUAGUUCUAGGAGUAAACUCACUAUGUCCCCUGCACGGAGUGCAACCUCCCCUUCUGAAAACUUAGAAAUGGAAUAUGAUGAUUACAUUGAAUACGAUGACACUUUCUCUUACUUUGAUCCAUUAGAAACGGAAAAGUUACAAUGGAAAGGUUCGGAGAAAAUUGGAAAACCGAAUCCUUUAUCUAAGGAUGACCCUAAAACCAAAAGUGGUGAUUUAUGAUUUUUUUAAAAAGUACUUAUGGAUUGUUGUGUUCUUUUGGCAUUUCAUGUGUUUUUAAAAAUGAACAUUACUGUAGCGUAAAUGGAUAAUUUACAUAUAAGUGUAUAUUUGUGCUUAUGAAAGGAAUUGUUUGCUGCUUGUGUCAUACAUGAAAAAUAUUUAUUUAGAAAUAGUUUUAAGUUGUUAACAUUCUGUAAAUUUUUAUCAUGAGAUUCAUAAAAAUUUAUACAAAAAGCCUAAUAAAGCGUUUUAUUAUUUGCUCAUCUUAGCGGAAGGAUGAGAUUUCUUAUUAAAAUUAUGUCCAGUUUCUGUCGCCAUAAUCCGCGGUGUUAUCGUUUUACAUCUUACAUCCUCAUCUUCUCACGAACCACCAAGUCAAUUUCAAUCCAACAUAAAACAAGGCAUCAUAGCGGACUUUAAAAUUUGUUUAUAUAAAUGACCAGACGCAGAGACGUUCUUUCAAUUGAGAGAUACAUGUAAUUUAAAGAAAUGUAAAUUGAUUGUAAGUUUUUAUAAAUGUUUUUUUCCUGAAGAACAAAACAACCGGUAAUACUAGUAUUAAUACAUGUGCAUACAUGCAAGUUAAAUUUCUCGUGUAUUUUAGAUUCAAUGCGUUAAAACUUUCUGGAAAAGGUCCUUAUAUGAGGAUAAAGAACACCUGAAAAAAU